GUAAGUGCCCAACGUUUAUCUCUUCUCGUUGUGUCUGUCUGUGCGUGUUUUGCCGGGGCUCUCCCAUUACAAUUCAAACGCACGUGUUUUAGCUUCCCUGACUGAGAAAAAACUUUCUUGUGUGAGUGUCGUCUUCUCAUUCAUUCCACCAUCCAUCUUUUUUUUUUGUCUUGCUGUUGUUGUUCUCUCUAUGCCUACAUAAAGAAUCAAGAAGAAAGCACCUCCCCUUCGCACACGUCUGGCAAGAUGAACGCGCUUCGCCGUCGUACGCUCACGUACGCGGAUGUUGCCGCACUUCUGCUGUUGGUGUUGUUGUUAGGCUGCGCCACGCUGCCCACCUACGCGUUUAUCUACGCCACCACACUCACCGCCACACAGGUCCCUGACGCGUACACCGGGCGCGAUCCCACCCUCGGCCUCUUCACGGCUUGUCAAAACGCAAACAACCCCAACGCGUCUGCUGAGGGCCGCACCGCGCUGUUCGUGCUGGCGCCUUCCAUGACCGAGCUCCUCGCGGAGGUGGUCACUGCCGGGCAGGUGUACCUCGCCGGGUUCUACAACGCGAGCACGAGCUCGUGGUACUGGAACGGCGUCGGUGACGCGGCGAGCGCGGUGGUGUUUGCUACCGGGCCGACUGCGCAGCCGGUCAACAGCAUUGUCGCGGCGAAUUGGGCCGCCGGCUACCCAAAGACGGGCGCUGACGGCACCGUAAGAAGUCUCAAGUACGUAGCGUACGAUGCGUCCUUGCACGGGUGGAUCAACGUGGACGGUACAUCCGUGAUGGACGGUGUUGCGUGUCAGAGCACCAACGUGGUGCCGGACGAUUGCGGGAGGAGGAAAAAAUUUCCGUGGUGGGCGAUCCUCAUCAUCGUCCUCGGCUGCGUCGCCGUCGUCGCGGUGGUGCUCACGGUGGUGCUGUGCUGCUGCUGCAAGAAGAAGCAGCGCUACACGGACGACGAGGACGCUGAUAACGACCUCCGCAGGCGCGGCGGCUCCUUCCGCACCCAGAGUACAAGCUUCGCGGGCUCCAGUCGCACGGGCAGCUUCUCGAGGUCCAGCUCCUUCUCGCGUGGCUCGAGCUUCUCGGGCUCUAGCAAAGGCUCCAGCGUGACCGGCAGCAGUGCGUCCUCCUCCGUGGGUAGCUCGUCGUUCUCAACGCAACUGACGACGUACAGUGGCGAUGCGCAGUCCUCUAGCAGUCAGGCCAGCAGCGCCAGCUCUCAUUCCCGCUAA
Leptomonas pyrrhocoris is the source of this 1233-nucleotide messenger RNA. RefSeq lists its product as hypothetical. NCBI's taxonomy places the organism in Eukaryota, Euglenozoa, Kinetoplastea, Trypanosomatida, Trypanosomatidae. The coding region runs from base 247 to 1233 and encodes 328 amino acids. The record is from RefSeq and is a predicted model, not a curated record. The transcript has a single exon.